AUGAUAUCUUCACCAGAACGCAUGAAGUUCUUGUGGAGAUGUUAUCGUGCAGUGAUUUGUCAAAAAUGGUUAGAAAUGUUUAUUCAUGGUACAUUAGAAGACUUUACAGCGGAAAACCAUGGUAGAAAACAUGUUAGUAUUGUUUACGAAUACUUUUCCGAAAUAGAAAUGGAUGCAAAGGCCUUUGGUACCCAAAAAUGUCAACAAAAGUCAGCUGCCUUUAACGCAACAGACCUUGCUCAAUUUAUCGAUUCAAAAUUCUACGAACUGACAGGACAGACCAAAGAUCCAGAUGCUGGAUUAAUUCUAUCAGAAAGUAGCUGUCGCAUCGACCUCCUAAAUUGGGGUGCAAAAUUUUUGGCAAAUUCUCAGCGACCAUAUUUUGAAGGUCACGAACGUGCAGAUGUUGCUGAAUCAAGAAAAGUUUUCUUGGACUAUUUUUUAUCGAGAAAGGCACGGUUCUACGAUAGGUGGGACUGUAGGCUUCAAAAACUUGAUAAAAAUUAUCAAAAAAUGAGGACUUUUGACCAAGUUAAGUGGAAUUUUUGAUGAAGUAACAAAAACGUGGUUCCGCAAUAGCGCUUUUCUAGAAACUUAUAAUACCGUGAAAGUUGAAACUACUGUUUUUCACUUGGAAAGUUGGCGCUUUUAGGCGUAAUCACUUCUUCUUUCACCACUCAAACAUUUUUCACUUUGUAAAACUUUACAGUUUGUAGAGAAUUUAAUUGAGAACCUUUUAAAAAGAGUUUUAAAGAUUGAGUGGUAGUUAAGAUUGAGUGGUAACCCGCUGUCACUAGGUAUACCAGGCAGCGUCCCACCAGGGCAUCUUUUAAGUGACGUUUCCGGACAAAAACAUAUAACUGAAAGAAGAGAGAAAUAUUAGAGAGAGGGAGGAUAGAAAGAUUUUCUGUGUGGAUAUUCUUACUGGGCCUUGAAGUUGUAUUUGAAGCGGCUUUUA
Didymodactylos carnosus is the source of this 958-nucleotide messenger RNA. The record is from the annotation of a GenBank genome assembly. NCBI's taxonomy places the organism in Eukaryota, Metazoa, Rotifera, Eurotatoria, Philodinida, Philodinidae.